UAUGUGUAAAAAAUGUAGAGAAGUAGCAUGUAGCUUAUUCAUUUAUGGCGUGUGUGUGUGUGUGUGUGUGCAAUUAUAUGUAGUUAUUAAGAACAGGAUUCUGUUUUUUUUUUUUUCGUGCGACGUGACCGGGUGGGUGUGAGUUUGUUCACGCUUUCCUAUUGUUCGGAAGAAGAAUGGCUUGUGGUUUUGGGCAUGUGCGCGCGUGUUUGCAUACAUGUGUGGGCGUGUCCCCUAUAACCUGGGGUAGCCUCGGAAGAAGAAAAGGCUUGUGGUAGUGUGCGCAUAUGCCCCAAAUAACCCCGGGUAGCUUAGUCAGUCCCCUAACGUUGCGAGAGGAGCAUCAUGGAGGAAGUCUUCGCCGUCAUGAACUUACAACAACAACAACAACAACAACAGCCCCACGCUGCCGCUGCAACUCUUCAUGCUGACGAUGUUGACGAUCAGAUCAUGGGUCAAGCCGCAUUAGAAGUUGAAGCCAUGGAUAACACAUCCCAAGCUGAAGCCGUGGAUAACACAUCACAUCCCAGAAACGGAGCGGAUGUUGGUGGUGGUGAGGUGGGGGAUGUUCCAGAAACUCCCAAGUCUACCGGUGAACACAUCACGGGCGAGUCAUUGGGCAACAACAACCGCGGCGCGUUGGGAGGUGUCGGUAAAAUGGGGCGGCGCGUGCUGAGGAAGGACUGCGACUUGAAGUAUCUCCAGCAGCAGGGCGUAGCCAGCAGCAGGAGACGCACCAGAGGCGACAAAGAUCGCGACCGGGACAAGAACGGCGGCGAAGAAUGA
Eriocheir sinensis (Chinese mitten crab) is the source of this 786-nucleotide messenger RNA. RefSeq lists its product as uncharacterized. NCBI's taxonomy places the organism in Eukaryota, Metazoa, Arthropoda, Malacostraca, Decapoda, Varunidae. Bases 346 to 786 code for a protein of 146 amino acids. The transcript is spliced from 3 exons. The record is from RefSeq and is a predicted model, not a curated record.